AUGUCAGACGAUACGUAUAUAUGUCAAAUAUGCCACAUUAAAGUAAAGAGAAAGCUGGAAAAAGCUCAUAAAGUCAGUAAGGACCACAAGAAACGGUUGAUAGCUUUGAAGCAAGUGCAGGAGAAGCAGCAGAAGAUAGAAGAAGCCAAAAGGAAGGAGGAAGCACAAAGACAAGCUUUAAAGAGGGAAGCCGAAAGCGAUAGUGAUGGUGAAGGUCCAAGUGUUUCUGCUAAGCGAUGUAAGUACUUCUUGUUGGUUUAUGUUUUUAGGAGUUUAUGGGUUGCAGUUUGCUGGUUUUAUUCAAGAAAAAGGGCUGGUUUGAUCAAAAAUUGAACACCACCUUCUUCUGAGGUCUAAAACAAUAUACAAUGGUAAUUUUUCAGCAAAAACGGAAGAAAUACAUGCUCCAAGUUUGGCAGCAAUGGAAGUAGAGCCAGAAGAAGCUGAAGCAGAACCUACAAACGGAUUGCCAUCUGAUUUCUUUGAGAAUCGAACUGACGAAGAGAAACAGUCCAAGAACCUAGAUGAAGAGUUUGACAAAUUCAUGACAGAAGUGAAGCAAAUUGACCGAAAAGAAACAGAAGCUGCUGAAGUUGAAGAUGUACGUUUUUACAACUUUUUUUUUAUUUUUAGGCCUAAAGCUGCUUUAAAUAUAAAGUUAUGAUCAAAAAAGCAAAGGAUGUUAAUAUCAAUCUAAAGGUGGCUAAAGUAAAAUAAUUUUUUGCAGGAAGCCGAUGCCGUACGACGAGAUAUUGAUAUGAUAGACGAACAUAUUGACAUGUGGAAGAAAAUGAAUGAGCUCGAGAAACAAAAGGAAGUUUUAAUGGCCGAAGCCAAAGAAAGAUUGGCAAAUGAGAUAGAAGAGGAUGGUGAAGAUGAAGAAGAGGAGGACAGUGAUGAUGACGAGGAGUUUGAUGUGAAUUGCAUUGAUUGGAGGGCAAGGAGAGUGUAG
Messenger RNA from Bursaphelenchus okinawaensis, 952 nucleotides. Lineage: Eukaryota; Metazoa; Nematoda; Chromadorea; Rhabditida; Aphelenchoididae. The record is from the annotation of a GenBank genome assembly.